AUGUUUGCCCUGGAGUUCGCCCGUACUGCCGCCACCAAGUUCCUGACGCACACGCAGUCUGGCGGCUCCAUGUCGCCAGAGGAAGAGCGGAGGCGACUUCUGGAGAUGGAGGCUGAGUUCUACGGCCAGUUCUGGGAAUCUGCUCAGAGCUCGGAGGACUUCCUGGAUGUGUUCGAGGAGUCGCGGGACUUGCCGGGCUUCGGCGACAGGGAGCCCCCUCCUCGGCCGAAGGAUGUGCCCGAACUCAACUUGGCGUUGCAGGCCCUUGGGCUGCUGGCCGAGUGCGGCCGCGCCAUCCGCGACUUCUGGCAGACCUCCGGGAUGACGUUGCAGCAGUUCAGGAAGAUUGCCUUGACUCCCGGGGCGCGGCUCGUGGGCGAGGGUCCGGGGCGGAAGCAGACCCCCACGAACCUGAAGUCCAGACAGAGACUUGGCUGA
Messenger RNA from Symbiodinium natans, 438 nucleotides. The record is from the annotation of a GenBank genome assembly. Lineage: Eukaryota; Dinophyceae; Suessiales; Symbiodiniaceae.